CAAACCCUCUUGCAUCCAACCUCUAUUCCUCACAUGAAGAACGACCCAAUUCAAUUCACCUCCAAUUACUUCAAAUCCCUCCAUAAAAACCCCAAAUUCUGCUUCUUCCAACCCUGAUCCUCCACCUCGCCUCAAACCCUAGCUCCCCAAUGGACGACCCUCUCUCCCCUCCGCCGUCCCCCGGAGGCGACGGCGACUACGCCGCCUGGUACGGCAACAUCCAGUACCUCCUCAACAUCUCCGCCAUCGGCUCCUUCUUCUGUCUCUUCAUCUUCCUCUUCGUCAAGCUCCGCUCCGACCACCGCCGCAUGCCCGGACCCUCCGCCCUCGCUGCCAAGCUCCUCGCCGUCUGGCACGCCACCGGACGCGAAAUCGCCUGCCACUGCGGCGCCGACGCCGCCCAGUUCCUCCUCAUCGAAGGCGGCAGCUGCGGCCUUCUCCUCGCCCUCGCCGUCCUCGCCGUCCUCGUCAUGCUCCCCUUGAACCUCUACGCCGGCACCGCCGUGCUCGGCGACCAGUUCUCGCAGACGACGGUCAACCACAUUGAGAAAGGUUCAGCUCUGCUCUGGGUGCAUUUUGUUUUCCUUGUUGUGGUUGUUGUUUUCGUGCAUUUCGGCAUUUCUGCUAUAGAAUCAAGGUCAAAGAUCACUAGGAUUAGGGAUGGAAAUGGUAAUAUGAGUGACCCGGGUUCGGAUUCCACAGCUCUUUUUACUAUAAUGGUUCAGGGGAUACCGAAAACUAUAGGGAGUGAUAGGACUGUGUUGCAUGAGUAUUUCCAGCAUAAGUAUCCCGGCAAGGUUUAUAAGGUUGUUUUGCCGAUGGAUUUGUGUGCAUUGGAGGAAUUAGCUUCGGAGUUGGUUAAGGUUCGACAUGACAUCGCUUGGUUAGUUGCGAAAAUUGACUCCCGGCUGUUGCCUGAUGAGAGUGAAGACAAUGGAUAUGGAACGGAUUCGUCAGAGGGAGCGUGGGGCUGGGCUUGUAAUCUGUGGAGAAAGGUGAAGGAUGUAUGGCAUCAUGCUAUGGCUAGCUUGGGUUACACGGAUGAUAGGAGGUUAGGAGAGUUGCAGGAAUUGAGAGCUGAAUUGGAGACUGAACUGGCUGCCUACAAACAAGGCCGUGCUGUGGGUGCUGGAGUUGCGUUUGUGGUGUUCAAGGAUGUGUACACUGCUAAUAAAGCAGUUCAGGACUUUAAACAUGAGAAGAAGAGGCGGAUAGGGAAGUUUUUUUCUCUCAUGGAGUUGCGUUUACAGAGAAAUCACUGGAAAGUUGAGCAGGCACCGUUGGCAAGUGACAUUUAUUGGAAUCAUUUGGGGUCGUCAAAGGCCUCAUUGAAGUUGCGAAGAGUUCUUGUGAAUACAUGCUUACUGUUGAUUCUUCUAUUUUUUAGCUCGCCUCUUGCAAUUAUCAGUGCCGUGAAAAGCGCUGGACGGAUCAUAAAUGCAGAAGCUAUGGACAAUGCUGAUUUGUGGUUAGCUUGGUUUCAGAGCUCAAGCUGGCUUGGGAGCCUCAUCUUUCAGUUUAUGCCCAAUGUUUUUAUUUUUAUAAGCAUGUAUAUUGUGAUUCCAUCAGCACUUUCCUAUCUCUCCAAGUUUGAACGACAUCUUACAGUAUCAGGGGAGCAGAGAGCCGCACUUCUUAAGAUGGUUUGUUUCUUCCUGGUAAAUCUUAUUCUUCUGAAGGGUUUGGUUGAAUCUUCUUUAGAGAGUGCCCUGCUCAAAAUGGGAAGGUGCUACUUGGAUGGAGAAGAUUGCAAGAGGAUUGAGCAGUACAUGAGUGCAUCAUUUUUGUCAAGAUCCUGCCUUUCCUCUCUGGCAUUCUUGAUUACCAGUACAUUUUUGGGAAUAUCAUUUGAUCUAUUGGCUCCAAUCCCUUGGAUAAAAAGGAAGCUUCAGAAGUUCAGGAAGAAUGACAUGCUGCAGCUGGUCCCUGAACAAAGUGAAGAGUAUCCAUUAGAAACUCAGGAACCAAAUACUUUACAAAGACCCUUAAUUGCGGAGAACACAUAUUUUGAUUCUCCUAGGCUGAGUGGAAUGGACAUCCCAGGACAAGAUCUUUCUGAAUACCCCAUCAACAGAACCUCCACUGCCCCCAAGCAGACAUUUGAUUUUGCGCAAUAUUAUGCGUUUAAUUUGACAAUAUUUGCCCUGACAUUCAUCUAUUCUUCAUUUGCUCCACUUGUGGUUCCGGUUGGCGCAAUUUAUUUCGGCUACAGGUACGUGGUUGAUAAGUACAAUUUUCUGUUUGUCUAUCGGGUUCGUGGCUUUCCUGCUGGAAAUGAUGGGAAGUUGAUGGAUACAGUCUUGAGCAUCAUGCGUUUCUGUGUCGAUCUUUACCUGCUCGCAAUGCUCUUUUUCUUUUCGGUUCAUGGAGACUCGACAAAGCUGCAAGCAAUAUUCACACUUGGGGUGUUAGUACUGUAUAAACUGUUGCCUUCUCACAAUGAUACAUAUCAUCCUGCUGUAUUGGAAGGCAUACAAACUGUAGACAGUUUUGUGGAAGGGCCCAUUGAUUAUGAGGUCUUUUCACAGCCUAAGUUUGAUUGGGAUACAUAUACAUGAUUUCAGCUACAACUUCUUUAUUCACUAAUUGUUUGACUCUUAGUCUUGUACCCUGCGUCAGUGUUAUUGUACAUAUUGCAAUAUUGCUGUUAUUAUGAAGGAAAAAAGAACACAAAAGAGAGAAAGGACUCGGAUGUUCAUUUUGUGAUUAUUUUACGUGUCUAUGAGAUAAGAAUCAUAAGAUUGCAAGAAAUUUGCCAAGGUGAUAUACCAGAUAGACCAUCUAUUCUAUUACACUUUGGUUUCAGCAUUUCAGGAACCGGAAAGGAUGUCUCUUAACCGAUUUCUGGCUAGAUUUGGUCAUUUCUGGCUGCAGCUGAUGAAAUCCGGUGUAGAUCUUGCCUUGCCUCACAUGCUCAGGUGUAUGACGUUUUCAAUGGUGAUUUGGGAGGCCUAACCACAGACUGAACUGAACUGAACCAAAAUCAAUGGUGCGUCUGUUUCCUGGUGCUGGAAUAUUGGCAUAGUAAGUUUAGUUCUACAAUAAUGGUGCUGUUUCUUUUGGUUAUGUGUACCUCUUUCUUCGUCACUGUGUUUUCAAAUGUUUCGAAUCUUGGUCACUGGUUGUAAAGUUUCUUAAAUCCUUGAAAAGAAUCUACCGUAAAUCAAUUCCGGCUUCCUUGACUUGGGUGGAGCAUUUAAUAUAUCACAUGAGUUUGAUGGAGGGAUGAUAACUUAUGAACGGAUACAAUGACCAUUUCAUUAACAAAAUAGAAGAAAAAAGCUGAACUAACCGAGUGAAUUUAGGCCCCUGCAAGAGAGAAGGAAGGUUCUGUAAUUUUUGUGUGAGAAAUGCGGAAAACAUGUAGUGUUCAUCUUAUGGUCAAGAAAACACUUCCUUCAUUUCAUGAUCACAAAAAGGGGGAUAAGGAAUGAUUCAAUAAUUAGGAUAAUGCAAGUUUUAUUUUGGACCAAAUAAAUGGAAAUCAAAGAUGGAAAAUUGAGAAAUACUAGGAGAUUAAAGCCAAGAUUCAUCCUCCUAACUCCACUCUUGACCAAGCAAAUUGCUCAAAGAGGGUCUCUACUAUACUUGCACAGUUGAACAGGGUCUCUUUUAUCAAAUGUGGCUGUUUCCUCCACUUACUAGAAUCUCCCACUUCCCUCUCUUAAAUGUGUGGUUACUAUUGAAAAUAAGUAUCAUAUGUUUAAUAUCUUAAUUACCAUUUCAAUGAGGGUAAAUAAAUAGCAACAGUUGAAUUGUCUGUCACAAGUUAAUCCUUUCUUUUCUUGUAUACUUGCGACUUUGGUUUUUCUUCCUCCUGUUCUUCAAUCUUCAUCUCUGUAAUUUGGUUAUGAAGGGAAGGCAGAUCACAGCAAGGAAAGAAUGUAUGCCUCAUUUAGGAGUGAAAAGCCUCCUUCUCGAUUCAGGUUCUGCUGAGACAAACAAGCUUGGUGGCUCUGCAACCAUUUAUAACCAGCCUCUUUGCCCUAAGCCUCGCAGAGCCAACUCUGCCAUACCUGAAUUCCUCAUGCCCUUAAGAUGUAACAAGCACAGCCAACAGAACUCUGAUAAAAUUAGUGGAAUUCUGAACAUGAUCAGUGAAAAGGAUCUAAUAUUUGAUGGAAGAGAAUCUGUAUGUACCAAGUGUUCACCAAAAUGUUACUCAGGCUCUCCACCAGGAAGAACACCCAACCCUUUAGUUCAUGAUGUGCAAUUCAUUCACCAAAUGGAGCUUCUUUCACCAUUUACCAGAACAAAGCUUUCGGAUAAGUUCGGAUUCACAUCUGCUUCUCCAGUAUGAGAUCGGAGGCCGUCAAAACUCAGAAAUGGUUUUCAAUCCCGAUUCCUUGGGACAAAAAUGAGAGA
Messenger RNA from Argentina anserina (silverweed cinquefoil), 4365 nucleotides. Its product is annotated as CSC1-like protein At4g35870. The coding region runs from base 150 to 2558 and encodes 802 amino acids. Gene Ontology annotation, cellular component: plasma membrane. The record is from RefSeq and is a predicted model, not a curated record. The transcript is spliced from 3 exons. Lineage: Eukaryota; Viridiplantae; Streptophyta; Magnoliopsida; Rosales; Rosaceae. Gene Ontology annotation, molecular function: calcium-activated cation channel activity.